Molecule: messenger RNA, 914 nt
Organism: Perca fluviatilis (European perch)
Lineage: Eukaryota; Metazoa; Chordata; Actinopteri; Perciformes; Percidae
Product: C-C motif chemokine 19-like
Exons: 4
Coding region: 87-365 (92 amino acids)
Biological process (GO): chemokine-mediated signaling pathway; cellular response to tumor necrosis factor; positive regulation of ERK1 and ERK2 cascade
Cellular component (GO): extracellular region
Molecular function (GO): chemokine activity; CCR chemokine receptor binding
Source: RefSeq, a predicted model, not a curated record
AGCUCUCCUCCUCAGAGCAACGCCUUCACACUCCUGAAGAGACUGAAGCAGCCAACCUUAACUAAGAGCUACGAAGAAACAGAGACAUGGCUUCUCGAGUUGCAGUUCUCCUCUUGCUGGGCGUCAUCUGUGUUGGGCUUGCAUCAGCUGAGAUUGUGGUGGACUGCUGUCUGAAGGUUGCUGAGAAGCCGUUGCCGCUCACAAUCAUCCAAAGCUACACCAUCCAGGAAGGUGGAAACGGAUGUGAAAUCAGCGCUACUGCGUUCAUUACAAAGGUUGGAAGGAUACUGUGCGUCUCCCACCCCCGUGAUAAAGCGUGGGUGAGAAGUCACAUCAAACAUCUGGAUCAUAAAAGAGCUCAGUAAAAAUCAGGUAUAAAGAGGAGAGGACUCUGGGAAAAGAUGGCUGAAGAACAAGGGGGGCCGACUCUAAACUGAGAGCUACAGACUCAGAAUCAGAAUCACUUCCAUUCCUGUUCAGAGUCUCAGAAUGGUCACACUGUGCUGUAGAAAAUAAACUGAGAAAAUCUAGCUCUGUAAGAUCAUUGGGGAAUCAAUGUUUCUUAUUUAUGAUGCUGAAAAAAAUGUUUCUUCUCAUUUGUGGCUCUUCUCUUUCCCUUUUAUUAUCCUGCGGGUAAAAUGUACUAUAGAAAUAGAAAGAUUUGCCUUGACUUGCCUAAAGGGUAGAGCCUUACAGUGAUAUCCUUCUGUUUUUUUUAAGCAUAAGACUAAUGUGCUUGUGAAAUACUUCACUAAAUGUUUGACAAUCUAUGUUUAUCUUUUAUGAUUAUGUUGUAAAAUUUCAGAGUGUUUACAGUUUGCCAUUUUCUUGUAUAUUUGUACAAAAUGUUGAGAUGAUUUGUGUGUGUUGAAACUAUUGUUGAGUUAUUCUAAAAUAAAGUGAUAUUUUUGUAA